AUGGCCUUCUGGCUGUGGUGGCUGCGGCGCCACAAGCGGCCUGCUGGCUGGCUGGACAGGUCCGUGACGGAGGAUUGGACCUACGACGAUCUUUGCCUGAACCCUCCCACUCGUGUGCUCAAUGCUGGCAGUGGGCCCAUUGUGCCUGGGGAUUUGCAAUGCGGGCCGAGCACUGUGGAGGUGGUGUCCAGCGAUGGCCUGGCGGAUCUCUAUGGCAGCCUCUACGCGCAUCUGCAGCUGCGGCCGCCCAAGCCGCUGACUCAGUGCAUGCUGGAGGACAUUGGCAGCUGCUUCCCCGCUGAACACUUCGACUUGGUCCACGUGCGCAACGCCUUGGACCACGCCCUGCACCCCACCCGGGCGCUGCGGGCGAUGCUCCGAGUGCUGCGCCCGGGCGGACGGCUCUGGCUACGCCACGCCAGGAACGAGGCGGAACACAUGAACUUCACCGGCAUGCACCAGUGGUCCUUCGACCUGGCGGAGACUUCGGUUCCCGUGCUGCUCUUUGGGGAGGGAAGGCACCGCAUCGACCUGCAGACGGAGUUCAAUGACGAGGCUGAGGUCAACGCGUCCUUGGUGUCUUUGCCUACGCCCGGGGAGACGCUGAGCCGUGCCUCCUACGUCUUCGUGGACUUCCGAAAACGGCGCUGA
Messenger RNA from Effrenium voratum, 651 nucleotides. The record is from the annotation of a GenBank genome assembly. NCBI's taxonomy places the organism in Eukaryota, Dinophyceae, Suessiales, Symbiodiniaceae.